Molecule: messenger RNA, 2211 nt
Organism: Exophiala xenobiotica
Lineage: Eukaryota; Fungi; Ascomycota; Eurotiomycetes; Chaetothyriales; Herpotrichiellaceae
Exons: 4
Coding region: 343-2061 (572 amino acids)
Biological process (GO): DNA-templated transcription
Cellular component (GO): nucleus
Molecular function (GO): DNA binding; zinc ion binding
Source: RefSeq, a predicted model, not a curated record
GCAUCAACAGACCCAUAACGUCAAGUCCAAAAGGACAGAAGAGUAAAAGCACCGCCGAUGGCACGACAAGAUCAGACGGACGUCGACCUGUUCCCACGUCUUCAACACUACCGAACUACUCCGGAAUCGACCACUAUGAUCUCGGGAUACCAAAGUCCUUGAUGUCACUCUUAGUAGAAGUAUUUUUUGAGGACGCAUACAAUGCUACUCUCUUGUUGCAUAAAAGACUAUUUCUCGAGUCGCUCGAACAAGGAAGGACCUCCCCCCAUGUCGUCUUGAGUGUCUGUGCCUGGGCCGCAAAGUAAGUGCAACCAAUCUGGAUCAUGCAUUGAGGUCAAUUCAAUGGUUUUCAGUUCUUACAGAGACCAACAUGGCGAAGCAACCUUGAAAGACCACGGCUUCAUGGUUGAAUGGGCUAGAAAGGCUGGAAGACUCGUCUUUCAACAACCUGAGGACCUUCACGAGGAGAAGAUCGUAACGUUGGUUAUUCUGGGUCUGUUCUGGUACAGUCAAGGCUCCUGGAGGGUCAGUCAAUUCUACAAGGGAGUUGCAUGUCAACUGUUACAGGUCAUCGGACUCUCACGUGGGGACAACGCGUUCGAAGCUGAGAUACGACGUCGGCGCUUGUGGGCCUGCUAUCUCAUGCAAUGUCAGUCCGCCGAUAACCUGUCGUUCUUCGAGCCAAUCGCCGAUUUGGCAAAUUUGAACUUGCCAUGGUCCGAAGAGGACUUUGAAGCCGGCGUUUCUCGAUGUCCUCCUGACUGUCUCAAUCCAGCCCGGAGCAAUGGGACCAUCGGCCGAAGUCUCUAUGCUGAAGUUAUUAAAGCGUUGACACUGUGGUGCUCGGUACAUUCCCUUACCAAGUGUCGGGACAUGGAGGCCAGCGAGAGAGUCGCAGGCAUCCAUCAGCUAGAUGAGAAGAUAUCGAAAUGGUGGCAACAAGUGACGCCCGAUUUCAAACUAACAACAUCCAAGGUUGCGGAAAUGGCAAACCAAACGCACUUCUUCACCAGGGUCUUGCUACUCAACGCCGUAUACUACCAAUCCCUCGGUGCAUUACAUGCAUCCAUCGUGCCUCUAUUCUCUUGGAGUCAGGCUGACAGUGGUUGGCUGGUUGCUCGGCAGUGUUCGGCUCAAGUGGCUUUCGAACAGGCAUGCUCAUUCUCAGAACUGAUCAAAGCAGUGAUCUCGAACAACACUCGACCCAGUGCAAUAUCGACCUUCGUUGCAUACGCAGCAUACUUCGGAUGUGCAAUUCAGAUGCCGUUCAUGUGGUGCUCCAAUUCAAUGGUGCAGAGCCGCAUCCAUGCCAAUGUCAAGGCCAACAUUGAAAUGAUCAAGACGGUGGCUGUGUAUUGGAAAUUUGCCGCUCUGCUUCAAAUCCACGUAAGUUGCUUAUACGAAAUUCACCGAAGGCAUCCGACUGUACUGGAGGAUGAGCCUAGGAACAUUGAGAUCAGGAAAUUGGUUGAUUUCAAAGUCAAUGCCUCUUAUGCUCACGCAUCAAUCCUUGGAUUCAUCGACAUUCUGCGGCCUACAGGAAGCGGGUUUGUGGACUCAGGAGACGAGAUUCAAGAUCUUGGGACUCAACCACUGGCACAGGAGGGCCAGUCGCAAAUGAGGCGGCCUGUUUCGGAUGAGGGCAUAGACCGCCUGCAGACUGACCUAAGUCGACAGCAACCGCAAGAAAACAGCCCUGCUGCUGUGUAUCCGGAUGUUAUUCAAAGACGCGGCUACAUGCAAGAACCGAAUCGAGAUAUCAACCACACCUCACAGCAGGUCAAUAUUGACGAACGGCAACAUCAACGACAGGAACAGCUGUGGCAUCAGCACAGCCAAACAGAUCCAGGAUUGGCACAUUCGAUACAAGCACCAAACCAAGAUAUCACACAAGGGCUGACACUUAAUCCAUACUAUCCAUUCUUUGACCAAACAAUGCUCGACCUGUUUCCCAACGGCGAGAUCCCUGAUCUCUCACAACUUGACGCAGAUCUGGGCAGCCUAGAUUUUUUCGAGCUCGAGGGCUGGAACACUGGCUCAAUUGAUCCAGGUGAAGAAUAGCAAGUAGAUUGGUAGGGAGCAUCAUCAUCUCGGAUCGGAACCCAGUUUCUUGAAGUGGUCAAAGAAAUUGUGUUCGAGAUCUUCGCUCCAUCACGAGAGUCUUCGCAUGACAUUUGCUUGAUUUGGAAUCAACUUCUCGCGGAGAAGCUC